AGCUUCAACCGACAACUCCAUAACUUUAAGACAAGACCCACGGAGCUGAGCUGAUGCACAUAUACAGAGGACUGAUUCGCACAAGGAACUAUUAAAUCUGUUCCCUUUGAGAGUCUGUAGCUGUGGAAAGAUGGGUUGCUCAGUCUUGACAUGCCUGGACCCCACCUUGGUACACUGUUAGUGAUGAAGCGCUCCUCUGCAGUCCUACUACUUACUCUAUCUGUCCUGUACAGUGUUGAAUGUAAGCUUGGGGAGCCAAUCCAGCAAAUGGUGCAAGAAUGGGAAAGGUAUCGGAAAGAGUGCAUAUCAAACAUCAGCUCAGAACCAAUUCCCUCAGGUUUGUUCUGCAAGCGCAUGUUUGAUCAUUAUGCUUGCUGGACAGACGGGCUGCCUAACACCACAGUCAAAGUGCCCUGUCCCUGGUAUUUGCCCUGGUACAAUCAAGUGCGCAGUGGUUUCGUCCUACGGGAAUGUGGUCCAGAUGGCCAGUGGCACACAAAAAAUACCAGCAACACUUGGAGAAACAACUCACAAUGCGAGGCCCACAAAGGACAGGAGGAACAGAUGUGGAUCCUAGCCUGCUUUAGAGCGAUGUACACAGUUGGCUACUAUUUGUCUUUGGCCAGCCUCACUCUGGCCCUCAUCAUAUUAUUUCAAUUUAGGAGACUACGUUGCACUCGCAACUACAUCCACGCCAACCUGUUUGCUUCUUUCAUCCUGCGUGCCGCGUCUAUUCUUACACGCGAUAUUCUCCUCCACAAACUCCCUCUUGAUGCCCAGUACAACUAUAAUUCGUCCACUGUUCUCAGUGACCACAUCUCAACAAACAUGACCACCGAUUUCAAUGCACUCACUGGCUGCCGCAUAGCUCAAGUGGUAAUGCAGUACUGUGUGGGGGCCAGCUAUUUCUGGCUACUAGUGGAGGGCCUGUACCUCCAUAACCUUCUGAUACUUUUUGUGUUCUCUGAGAACAGCUACUUAUGUGGUUAUGUCAUCCUUGGCUGGGGUACUCCUCUACUUUAUGUGGUGCCAUGGAUAAUCCUGCGCCAGCUGAGGGAGAACCAUGGGUGCUGGGAGAAAAAUGAAAACAUGGUACAUUGGUGGAUUAUUCAAACUCCUACCUACCUGGCUAUUUUUGCAAACUUUUAUGUUUUCAUAAGGAUCUUACGGCUCCUUGUCUCCAAAUUAAAAGCAAACCAGAUGAGACAAUCAGAUAAUAAAUUCAGAUUGGCCAAGUCUACCCUGACCCUGAUACCCCUACUGGGAAUUCACAAGGUAGUGUUUACAAUGAUGUCAGAGGAAACAAAUGAUAGUCCAAUAAGGAACAUCUGGCUCUUCUUUGAGCUCUUCUUUAACUCAUUUCAGGGUUUACUGGUGGCAACCUUAUACUGUUUUGUGAAUAAAGAGGUGCAGUCAGAAAUUAAGAAAGAGUGGCAAUGUUGGAAGCUGGGAAUGAGCACAUUGGAUGAACAACCCACAACCAGCAGCCACGUAUUACAGGGGGCAAGUGGACCUCAAGAACAUGAAACCCAACCACGCUGUCUAAGCAGUAAUGAAGAGAGUUGCCUCCCCAUGGACCCUCGUUCUUCGUUCACACAUAUUCCCCUCCAUCUGCGUCACCCAAAAGCAAAAAAAGACAAGGCAUAUUGUUACAUUUCAGUGCAUAAGCAAAUGCUGAAUAUAUCAGAUCCAUCAGCACCAGACCAUUGUGAGGCUGAAGGAGGAUGUUCUGAGAGCUACUGCUAAGAAGUUAGAACCAUGUGGCAAUAGAUAUCUAGAUGAGGUCUAUAAAACAUUUUCAAAGGUAUAAAAAAUGACAAAAAGCUGGAUGUAAUAUCAAUUUUGUAGAAGUGUUUUGAAAUCAUUGGCAUUUACUGAAUAAAGCUCUAUGGUGUGC
Clarias gariepinus (North African catfish) is the source of this 1897-nucleotide messenger RNA. RefSeq names its product gastric inhibitory polypeptide receptor (gene gipr). The transcript has 14 exons. Gene Ontology annotation, molecular function: gastric inhibitory peptide receptor activity; peptide hormone binding; G protein-coupled peptide receptor activity. The record is from RefSeq and is a predicted model, not a curated record. Lineage: Eukaryota; Metazoa; Chordata; Actinopteri; Siluriformes; Clariidae. The coding region runs from base 151 to 1746 and encodes 531 amino acids. Gene Ontology annotation, cellular component: plasma membrane. Gene Ontology annotation, biological process: cell surface receptor signaling pathway; adenylate cyclase-modulating G protein-coupled receptor signaling pathway.